Eimeria tenella is the source of this 615-nucleotide messenger RNA. RefSeq lists its product as uncharacterized. NCBI's taxonomy places the organism in Eukaryota, Apicomplexa, Conoidasida, Eucoccidiorida, Eimeriidae. The transcript has a single exon. Bases 1 to 615 code for a protein of 204 amino acids. The record is from RefSeq and is a predicted model, not a curated record.
AUGCGCAGCACUUGGUGCACCCAUCCGCCACGUCGAGGGGCUGUUCCGGGAAUUCAACGCAAGACCUCUCGCACCCGAAGCGAGAAUCAUACCACUAGACUAAACAGCCGACGAAUCCCGCAGGUGACCUUCCACAGCGUACCCCCACGCAACCUGCCCUGCCCUCCGCUAGUCACCUCCUCCGCUGCAUCGCACUAUUUUCCGACACGCGCGGCCCGCCUCUCCCCUGCAAGCCACCUCCCAUGCGCUUCCUCCUCUUCACCUCCAAAACGGCGCUCCCUCCUCUCCGAACCCCCUCCCUCAGCCACAGCGACCGCCUCCCCAGCCGCUCCAACUGCAGCCCACCCACGAACCAAAGUGUCGUCGCCGCACCAAAAACGAGCAGCGGAAUGCACCGAACACAACCACGCCCUUGUCCUCGUGCUGCAAGCUUCCAUUCACGACCGGCCAAACCACCACACACAACCCACCUCGGUUUGGAGGAGGCAGCAGCAUGAGCAGUUGCGGCGGGGACAAAAUGCGCAGCACUUGGUGCAUCCAUCCGCCACAUCGAAUAGCUGGCCCGGGAUUUCAACCCGGGAACUCUCGCACCCUAAGCGAGAAUCAUACCACUAG